AUGAGGACCACCAUCAGAUCACUCGCGACGCUGUCGCUCCUCGUGGGAUCUAAUGCUGCACCCACAGAGUCCUCCCAAGGCGCGCUCAAGCACUGGCCCCCAGCCGCCGCCAAGUCCCUAAACAAGAUGAUCGCCCGCAACGCCAACCAGAGCAAUUUUGCCGUCUUCGACGCCGACAACACAAGCUGGCGCUACGAUAUCGAGGAAUCAUCUUUGCCGUACCUCGAAAACAAGGGCAUCAUCACACGGGACACUCUGGACCCGUCCCUGAAAUUAAUCGAGUUCAAAGACACGACCGACUACACCGAGUCGCUGUACAGCUACUACAAUCGUCUCUGUGCCCUCGAUUCUAUGAUCUGCUACCCUUGGGCCGCGCAAGUCUACUCGGGCCUCACUAUUCGCGAGCUCAAGGGCCACAUCGAUGACCUCAUGGUGCUUAACAGCACUAUCCCGGUGACGUACUGGGACGGCGAAGAGCUCGUGGACGAGGAGAUCAACCCACCUCGUAUCUUCACGGGCCAGGUAGAGCUGUUCAACGAGCUGAUGCGCAACGGCAUCGCCGUUUACGUCAUCAGCGCGUCGCAGGAGGAGGUCGUGCGGAUGGUCAUGUCCGACCCCAAGUACGGGUACAACGUCCCGGCCGAGAAUGUCAUCGGCGUGGCGACCAUGCUGAAGAACAGCACCUCGGGCGAGCUGACCAACGCGCGCAUGCAGAUCGAAGCUGGUACGUAUGACGAGGCCGCCAAUUUGGACUUGGUCAUUGGGCCCUACCUGUGGACGCCGGCGACGUGGUAUGCGGGGAAGUGGGCGGCGGUGUUGACUUAUAUCGAUAUGUGGAAGAAGCCGAUUUUGGCGGCAGGGGACACACCGGGGAGUGAUACGUAUAUGCAUUUUAAUGUCGAUAUUGAGAAGGGGGGAGCGCAUCUAUGGAUCAACCGGUCGGCGGACAAGUAUGAGGAGUUGCAGGGUUUGAUUCAGGAGAGUGUCGAGGGACAGGAGCAGAACGGGCUUCCGGUCACGGCGGAUAAGAAUUGGAUUGUUGUGUUGCCCACGGACAUCCAGUAG
Messenger RNA from Pseudomassariella vexata, 1065 nucleotides. RefSeq lists its product as uncharacterized. The transcript has a single exon. The record is from RefSeq and is a predicted model, not a curated record. Lineage: Eukaryota; Fungi; Ascomycota; Sordariomycetes; Amphisphaeriales; Pseudomassariaceae. Bases 1 to 1065 code for a protein of 354 amino acids. Gene Ontology annotation, molecular function: magnesium ion binding. Gene Ontology annotation, cellular component: cytoplasm. Gene Ontology annotation, biological process: dephosphorylation; L-serine biosynthetic process.